Miscanthus lutarioriparius is the source of this 783-nucleotide messenger RNA. The record is from the annotation of a GenBank genome assembly. NCBI's taxonomy places the organism in Eukaryota, Viridiplantae, Streptophyta, Magnoliopsida, Poales, Poaceae.
AUGGCCGCACCGGCGGCCGCCUCGCUAGUCGCACGCGUCUCCCUCCCGCCGCGCCUUCGCCCAACCGCUGCUUCUCCCCUUGGCCCCUCUGUCCACGGUCCCCGCAGCCGCCGUCGGCACCUCCGUUUCCGCCGUUCACCAUCAUCGUCGGCGGGGACUGCGGCCGCGAGCUCCCCAUCCGUGCCCUCCUCUUCCCCGGAGCCAGGGUCAGGUAUUGGCGAUGCUCUCGGUGACGUCGAAAUCAACUCCGCGGCCACCGGCGAGCCCGUCCUGUUCAGAGACCUGUGGGAUCAGAACGAGGGAGUGGCUGUUGUUGCGCUGCUGAGGCAUUUUGGGUGCCCUUGUUGCUGGGAGUUCGCCUCUGUUCUUAGGGACACAAAAGAGAGAUUUGAUUCUGCUGGAGUAAAACUGAUUGCUGUUGGUGUUGGCACUCCAGCUAAAGCCCGUAUUCUUGCUGAGCGCUUACCCUUUCCGUUGGAAUACCUCUAUGCAGAUUCUGAUCGGAAGGCGUAUAAUCUCUUGGGUCUAUAUUUUGGUGUUGGUCGCACAUUCUUCAAUCCGGCCAGUGCGAAAGUGCUUUCACGGUUUGACUCCCUUAAGGAGGCGGUGAAGAAUUAUACAAUCGAAGCCACCCCAGAUGAUAGGGCAGGUGUCCUACAACAGGGGGGAAUGUUUGUGUUCAAAGGUAAAGAACUGUUGUAUGCAAGGAAAGAUGAGGGCACAGGCGACCAUGCACCUUUGGAUGAUGUGCUCAAUAUUUGCUGCAAAGUUCCUGUAACCUAA